CACAAUAUUGCUAAGACGGGCCUAGGGCUGUGGCUGGCUGAGAAUUAGCUGCUCUUGUAGUUUUCUCGUUUGCUCGGUCCCUUUGUUUUGUGCAACCAUGUUCCGAAAUCCUUGGAUCGCCAGCUAUUUGAGGAAUAUCAGAUACUCUGAAGAGCAAGAUUUUAACAAGGAAAAUUCGGUCCAGUAUAAAACUCCAAGGUUACUCCAAAGGAGAAGAACAUUCAGUUUUCAGAAAGAGUUUUCAUUGGAGGAUAAAGAAGAGCUUGCAAAUAGCACAAAGGAUAUUGAUGCCAACCUUUUAGCAGUGCUGCCAAAAGUUUCUGAAUUAAGAAAACUCUUUGAACCAAACAGGCGGGAUAUCUUGGAGAUGAAAAGGAAAGAGAGGAUAGCCAGGCGUUUAGAGGGAAUUGAAAAUGAUGCCCAGCCCAUUCUUACACAGAACUGUCCUGGCUUGGUUACCCACCGUUUGUUAGAAGAAGAUACACCAAGAUAUAUGCGUGCAACGGAUCCUUACAGCCCUCACUUUGGAAGAUCAAAUGAAGAAGAAACCUCAGAUUCUUCAUUAGAGAAUCAGUCUAGGCCCAGAUACCCAGCAGAAUCCACUGGAGGAAAAACAAGGCCUUCUUACAGUCCGUUAGUCAUGGAUUCUCGAGGGCUUGAUUCCAAAGCAGAAAGAAUAGCUAGAUACAAGGCAGAGAGGCGACGUCAGCUGGCUGAAAAAUAUGGCAUCUCUAUAGAUUCAGACGCGGACUCUGAAUACUCAUCUAAAUACACCAGGACAAGGAAAGAUCAAGAUGUGACUGAGAAGAGAGUCCUGAAGAGCGAGAAGCAGGAUGGUGAAAUCAAAGAUUAUAGUUCCGUAUAUUCAGUGAGGAGUGAAAAUAAGGAGGUGAGGAUCGCUGCUCCUGAGUUGGAGUAUUCUGAGCAUGCAAGAGAGAGUUCUCCAGAAUGGGAAAAGUCAUUGAAAGAAGAUAAUGAGAGAAAAGCACCAGAGCCUACUUCCAGUAGACAUGAUUUAUCCUCUGUGUUGGAGAAUCCCACACCCUUGUCAUUUCCUGGCCAUGACUCCUCCCAGAAUGAAGUGCCAAGUUCGCCAAAGCAAACUCGCAGGGUUUCCCUGUCUUCACCAAAGCAGCUAGCUUCACCAAGUCAUUCCCUCAGCGAUACCAGAUUAGGUAGUGCAGGGAAAUCAAAACCUGAUUGGUUUCUUCAGAAAGAUUCGGAUGGGGAUACAACUUCACUUAUCAACUGGCCCUCCAGAGUAAAAGUUAGAGAGAAACUGGUGAAAGAGGAAAGUGCUCGUGGAAGCCCUGAACUUCUAACAGACACUGUGUCUCUGAGAAAGACCCGCCUAGUGCCUGUUAAUUUCGUGCCUCUGCAGUCGGAAACGUCUGCUUUCCAUAGGGUUGCUAAUCAACCGCUUGGUUUGGUUCGCCAGCCAACGCAUGGCUACAUCCAGCCUGCCGGAGUUCCUCAUACAGCUAAACUGGUGGUCUCUGAAGAGCCCAAAAGCAGUCCUGUGAAUAGCUUCCCUUUGGUGGUGAAUGCCAGAUUCCCAACAGACGCUGCAGUGGAAGGCGAGAAAAGCAACUUCCAACAGAAUUGCAGCUCGUCGAAGUUCACAGUCUGCAGUUCAGAAGCCGAGCAGGAAAGACCCCCCAUUUUGCCUUCAGAGAUUCGUAGGCAAGGGAAGAGCAGAGAGCGCCACUUGGAAGGAGGUGAAUGUCAGAAGCCUACAGUUGGCAAGCCAAAGUCAUUGGAACCUGAGCAGGAGCAGAUUAAGCAGCGGGUGCCUGGGCCUCCAGCAAAGACUCGGGAGAAUGUUGAAAGGAGUGAGAGAGUGAUGUACCUACAAAGUGCUCAAGGGAAAGUUCGGGAAGAGACUCCGCUGAAAUAUAAGCUCCUUACGCGCUCAAUGUCCGAUCAUACUGGUUCUCCUAAGCUAGAGGUUUUCAGAGCUAAGGAGCCCAUUGCCAAGAUUGCAAUGGAGUUUCAGAGUGCCGAAACCAAGAUCCCCAGUGGUGAGAUUGCCAUGGUUGACACAAAAGUCUCUGUUGCUCAACUCCGUAAUGCCUUUUUGGAAACUGCCAAUGCCAGCAAGAAACCUGAACUUGAAUCUCAAUUGGGAACGCCAACAUCAGGUAGUGAUUUGUCUGCCCAUGCUGAACAAGGACGAGGGUCGCGAAGGCCAAGGCGCUAUUUUUCUCCUGGGGGAAGUAGAAAGACUUCUGAGAGAUUUAGGACUCAACCUAUAACUUCUGCAGAGCGAAAAGAAACUGAUAGGUCUGUAUUCAGUCCAGUAAUGCCGGCUCCUGAGGAUGAGGAGAAAUUGGACGAACGAGCCAAACUGAGUGUUGCUGCAAAGAGGUUGCUUUUCAGGGAAAUGGAAAAGUCUUUUGAUGGAAACAGUACUCCAAAGUCUCGUUCAAGGAAUUCGGCAGUGGAGAGACGGCUGAGGCGAAUGCAGGACAGAUCGCGCACUCAGCCCGUAACAACUGAGGAAGUGGUCAUUGCAGCUACCGAACCUACCCCAGCCUCAUAUACUGUGAAUACCCAAACUGUAGUGGCAAGAGUACCUAAUCCCACUGUAGUUAAGAGCACAAUACAUCCUACCAGGUUGCAGGCAUCGGCGCACCAAAAGACGUUAGCGAAAGAUGAAAUAAAGGAAGCCAAAGAAGCCCUUGAACAAGAUCAGUCGGGGGAACCAGACUCUUCCGCCCUCAGCUUGGCAGAGAAGAUGGCCUUAUUCAACAAACUCUCUCAGCCAGUUAUAAAGGCCGUCCAUACAAAGAACAGAGGGGACCCUAGACAAAGGAGAUCAAAUAUGCGUUACCAGACCCAGCCUGUCACCCUUGGAGAAGUUGAGCAGGUACAGAAUGACAGCGGGAAGCUUGCUCCUUUGUCUCCCACCAUUAUAACAUCUGUAUCCACCAUGAUAUCCCCCUGGUCGUCAGUAUACACAAAGGAUCUGCACGUGAAGGCAGCGGAGGAAGAAACAGCUAGCGAGAUGAACCAAGCCAAUUUGAGAUACCAUUCGCCAGCAGACAAUGUGGAUGCUUCGUUAAAAAAUAUCCUGAAAGCUGAACAGUGGCAGCCUUCGGUGACAGUGAGAGAGAGCAAUCGCCAGCCAAGGGAACGUGAAGAGGCACAGCCCAUGGGAUUUGUAGAAUAUGAAGAGAACGGCAUGAAAACACACAGUUCCUUUGAGGAAGAGCUCCCACAUCCUGCCUUUAAUAAAACAGAGGACUGCAACAAAGAGACAAAAUACGCAUUCCCACGAAAAAGCAGCAUGGAAUUGUUCAGCCCUCAACCUCUUUGUCAGCCUGCAGAACAAAAGGAAUUUGUUGCUGACAUCCUGCAGGGUAAACAAGAAGUCAAAGGCCAGUCCUUUGAAGAAAUGAUGGAGUUGGAGGGAGUAAUGACAAGAUCAUCCCUGCAGAGAGAGCACAUUGAGCCAAUUUCAGAACCCGAAGGCACAGCAAUGAAUGUUUCUCAGUCUGCAGCAUCCUGUAGGCAGCAGGAAACAUCUGAGCUGUUGGAAGGAAAACUCGACUCCAGGGACAGCCAAGCAGAAAUAGCAGAGGAUGCUCUCGAUGCGUCCAGCAAAACGAUGUCAAUUAAAGAAAGGCUGGCCCUCCUGAAGAAGAGCGGCGAGGAAGACUGGAAAAACAGGCUGAACAAGAAGCAGGAGUAUGGUCGAGCGUCUCUGGUGGAGCGCAGCUCUCAGCUGCAAGAGAUGGAGCACGUAUUUACAAAGAAGGAACCUGUCUAUGCUUCUACUUAUUCUCCUGCUAUAGCCGCUGCCCAUAAAUUUCAUCCCUCUGUACCUAUUAAUCAGGUCAGUAGUGCUAGUUUGAGAGAGCCAAGCCCCCUGGUCUUUGAACGUCACCCCUGGAGAUGGAAGAGAAUGUCAGAUAGCUGUGAAAGUCAAAUGACAAUAGAAGAAAGAAAACACCUGAUCAGUGUCCGUGAAGAAGCUUGGAAAGCGAAGGGAAGGGGAGCAUCCAAUGACUCGACGCAGUUCACUGUGGCUGGCAGAAUGGUAAAAAAAGGCUUAGCUUCUCCCGCAGCCAUAACUCCAGCGGCAUCUCCGUUCAGCAGCAGGCUGAAGUCAACAACGCCAGUCUCCAAACCCCUGGAAGAAAUUGAAGCUAAGCCAGAUAUGCAGUUAGAAUCGGACAUGAAGUUGGAUAAACUGGAGACUUUCUUGGGAAGGCUGAACAACAAAGUUGGUGGGAUGCAGGAGACACUGUUGACGGUCACAGGAAAGUCAGUGAAAGAGGUGAUGAAGCUGGAUGACGAGGAAACGUUUUCCAAAUUUUAUCGCCACACGGAUUACCCCACUUCCUCCCUGCCUUUGGAGUUGGAUGAGGACUUUGAUGCCAUCUUUGAUCCUGAUGCCCCAAAGUUAAUUUCUUCAGUAGCUGAGCACAAGCGUGCAGUGAGGCCCAUGCGGAGAGUCCAGGCUUCCAGGAACCCCUUAAAAAUGCUGGCGGCAAGAGAGGACAUUCUGCACGAGUACACGGAGCAAAGGCUGAACGUUGCCUUCAUGGAGUCAAAACGGAUGAAAGUUGAAAAAAUGUCUGCAAACUCAAAUUUCUCAGAAGUAGCACUUGCUGGCUUAGCAAGCAAGGAGAACUUCAGCAGUGUUAGCCUACGUAGUGUCAAUCUAACAGAACAGAACUCAAACAACAGUGCCGUGCCAUACAAGAAGCUGAUGCUCUUGCAGAUAAAAGGAAGAAGACAUGUUCAAACAAGAUUAGUUGAGCCAAGGGCUUCGUCACUGAACAGUGGUGACUGUUUCCUGCUGCUGACUCCCCAUUGCUGCUUCCUGUGGACUGGCGAGUUUGCCAAUGUCAUAGAAAAAGCUAAGGCUUCAGAGCUUGCAACUCUAAUUCAGACGAAGCGGGAACUUGGCUGCCGAGCGUCUUACGUGCAAACCAUAGAGGAAGGCAUCAAUACUCACACCCACGCGGCCAAAGAAUUCUGGAAACUCCUUGGUGGCCAGACAAGUUACCAGUCUGCCGGAAGACCUGAAGAAGAUGAAAUGUAUGAAGCUGCAAUAAUAGAAACCAAUUGCAUUUACCGACUGGUGGAUGACAAACUUAUCCCUGAUGAUGACUUCUGGGGGAAGAUGCCGAAGUGUACACUGUUAAAUUCGAAAGAGGUCUUGGUGUUUGAUUUUGGCAGUGAAGUCUACGUUUGGCAUGGGAAAGAGGUGACAUUGGCACAAAGAAAAGUGGCAUUCCAGUUGGCCAAACACUUGUGGAAUGGUACCUUUGACUAUGCUAAUUGUGAUAUCAAUCCUCUGGAUCCUGGGGAAUGCAACCCCCUUAUCCCCAGAAAAGGACAAGGCCGACCAGACUGGGCUAUUUUUGGAAGGCUCACAGAACAUAACGAGACAAUAUUAUUUAAAGAAAAGUUUCUCGAUUGGACUGAGCUGAAGAAACCUGUAGAGAAGAACUCUGAAUGCACCCUACAGAAGGUAGACGAACCUAGGUCUGAUGUUAAACCGUAUGACAUAAUGCGAAUGGUACCCGUUCCUCAGACAACAGUCGGGACGGUCUUAGAGGGGAUGAAUAUUGGUCGUGGCUACGGAUUCAUCGAGGGAGACGAUGGGAGACAAUUUGAGGUUAUCACUGUCUCGGUGGAUGUCUGGCAUAUCUUGGAAUUUGAUUACAGCCGGCUCCCUAAACAAAGCAUUGGGCAGUUUCACGAAGGAGACACGUAUGUGGUCAAGUGGAAAUAUCUGGUGAGCACUUCAGUUGGAAGCAGGCAAAAGGGAGACCAGCAAACAAGAGUUGUUGGCAAAGAAAAAUGUGUUUACUUCUUCUGGCAAGGGAGGCACUCUACUGUCAGUGAGAAAGGGACAUCUGCGCUGAUGACUGUGGAGCUGGAUGAGGAGAGGGGUGCUCAGGUGCAAGUUCUUCAAGGAAAAGAGCCACCAUGUUUUCUCCAGUGCUUUCAAGGUGGAAUGAUUGUUCAUGCUGGGAGAAGGGAAGAGGAAGAAGAAAAUACACAGAGUGAUUGGCGAUUGUAUUGUGUACGAGGGGAAGUUCCUAUCGAAGGAAACUUGCUUGAAGUAGCCUGCCACUGUAGCAGCCUCAGGUCCAGGACGUCGAUGAUCGUUCUCAACAUCAGCAAAGCUCUCAUUUACCUGUGGCACGGCUGCAAAGCCCAGCCUCACACAAAAGAUGUUGGAAGAACAGCGGCCAAUAAAAUAAAAGAGCAAUGUCCUUUGGAAGCAGGACUGCACAGCAGCAGCAAAGUGACAAUACAUGAAUGUGACGAAGGGUCAGAGCCAUUGGGAUUCUGGGAUGCCUUAGGAAGGAGGGACCGGAAGGCCUACGAUUGUAUGUUACAAGAUCCUGGGAAGUUUAACUUCACUCCUCGCCUGUUCAUCCUCAGUAGUUCGUCAGGUGAAUUCUCGGCCACCGAAUACAUAUAUCCAGCUAGGGACCCUCCUGUGGUCAACUCUAUGCCGUUUCUGCAGGAGGACCUCUACACAGCACCCCAGCCAGCCCUCUUUCUUGUUGACAAUCACCAUGAAGUGUACCUUUGGCAAGGCUGGUGGCCUGUGGAAAAUGAAAUAGCCGGAUCUGCUCGAAUCAGAUGGGCUUCAGACAGGAAAUGUGCAAUGGAGACAGUCCUCCAGUAUUGCAAAGGAAAGAAUGUGAAGAAGCCUCCUAAAUCUUACCUAAUUCAUGCUGGUCUCGAGCCCUUGACUUUCACCAAUAUGUUUCCCAGCUGGGAGCACAGGGAAGACAUUGCAGAGAUCACAGAGAUGGACGCUGAAGCUUCAAAUCAGAUAAUCCUUGUAGAAGAUGUGCUGUCCAAACUGUGCAAGAAGUUGUACCCACUGACGGACAUCUUGGCGAGGCCUCUCCCUGAGGGUGUGGAUCCACUAAAACUUGAAAUUUAUCUUUCAGAUGAGGACUUUGAGACUGCGUUGCAGAUGACAAGAGAAGAAUAUAACGGCCUGCCUUCCUGGAAACAGGUGAACCUCAAAAAGACGAAAGGACUCUUCUGAUCAGAGCAUUGUUUGUAAUCAAGGGCUAUUGCCAGAGGCAGUCAGCACAUCUCUGAGCAGCCGCAGCAGUACGAUGUGUUGGUUUGCGUCCGCAUUCAUCAGGCAAACAAGAUAUGGUCUGAAUUUGCUAGAUUACUGCCUACUCCAAAAUAAUGUAACAUUGUAAAUGUGAUAGAGAACUCUUUGCAAUGUCUCUCUUUUUUUUGGACUGCAAGAAUGGGUGAUGUUUAUGAGUCUUGUUCUUUGUACUUUCACAGUAGGCUGCUGUGACUUUCCUUUUGGCUGCGUACACCACUUGCCAUUUGAGCUGGGAAGAUGCUCUCUUUGUAAAGUGUUACUUUGUUAAAGCUGUGGAUUUUCAAAAGAGUU
This is a messenger RNA of Euleptes europaea (tarantolino), 7399 nucleotides long. It is a transcript of the gene SVIL, whose product is annotated as supervillin. The coding region runs from base 98 to 7030 and encodes 2310 amino acids. The record is from RefSeq and is a predicted model, not a curated record. NCBI's taxonomy places the organism in Eukaryota, Metazoa, Chordata, Lepidosauria, Squamata, Sphaerodactylidae. Gene Ontology annotation, molecular function: actin filament binding; phosphatidylinositol-4,5-bisphosphate binding. Gene Ontology annotation, biological process: actin polymerization or depolymerization; actin filament severing; cytoskeleton organization. The transcript is spliced from 40 exons. Gene Ontology annotation, cellular component: actin cytoskeleton; cytoplasm.